AUGGCCAUUAUGGGACUCCAGCUACUCCUUACGGCAGCCCUAUCGCUUUGCCUAGGUGCUAUUGCCCAGAGCUGCACAUCCUACGGGGUUGACUACAGCAAUGGUGGUUCUUAUUAUAUCGACUCAUCGUCGAACGAUUACUUCAGCUUUGUCUCUGAAUUCCAAGGCAACCCAGGAUGCUACCGUGAAUCCAUCAGCCCCGUGCUGAUCGAUCCCGACAACAACCAGUAUGCAUGCUCUGCUAUCGAAAUUGGCGAUUCAGGCGCCAAGGUCACUUCACUAUGCUACAUACCAUUUUCAGCCAUGAGGACAGGGCAAUGGAAGCUUGUUUUGGCUGGGCGGCAGAUUUCCACCCAGCGUACCAUCAAUCUCAAAGUUGGCCCUCUCGCAACUACAACAGUCACUACAGAGACACUGGUCCUGCCACCUAAGACCACCACUCGCGAUUGCAAUAUUGGCCAGACUCAGACCGUCACCGUAUACCCCCCGACACGAACAGUUACAACACAGUCGAUCGUUACCCGGACCUCGACAGCCGGCCCAGUGACAAAGGCACUUACCACGACGCUGGUCACGACUGCCAAGUGCCACUGGCCAACCAGUGCGUUCUUUGAGUGA
Messenger RNA from Pyricularia oryzae 70-15, 618 nucleotides. RefSeq lists its product as uncharacterized. The transcript is spliced from 3 exons. The record is from RefSeq and is a predicted model, not a curated record. The coding region runs from base 1 to 618 and encodes 205 amino acids. Lineage: Eukaryota; Fungi; Ascomycota; Sordariomycetes; Magnaporthales; Pyriculariaceae.